Alternaria postmessia is the source of this 615-nucleotide messenger RNA. RefSeq lists its product as uncharacterized. The coding region runs from base 1 to 615 and encodes 204 amino acids. The record is from RefSeq and is a predicted model, not a curated record. The transcript has 2 exons. NCBI's taxonomy places the organism in Eukaryota, Fungi, Ascomycota, Dothideomycetes, Pleosporales, Pleosporaceae. Gene Ontology annotation, molecular function: N-acetyltransferase activity.
AUGGAUAGUGUGCGCGGGCUUCCCGUGCUACGGUUAUUGGGAAAAUCCGAACAGCUUUCCGCUGUUUCUCACGAACUAGGAUUCUUCAUAAAUGUGGGAGUAUCUGCUCACUACUCUCUCACUACUGUUACUACUCUACCCGAGCUGCAGUCAAUCAUCUACGCCGCAUUGUCACGUGUCAUUCACAGGAACUCCAUCCUAUCCGCCAUACCAGUCGACGAAGUAUCUCCAGGCGCCUACUUCGUUCGUUUGCAGUCUCUCGAUCUUCGUACCUGCGUACUUUUCAAGACUCGAGCUAGCUCGAUUGAACAGAGCAACCAAGACCAUGAGCUCGACACAAUUCUCCAGGAGGAACACAAUACUGACUUCAAGCCUUCCCGUGAUGCCCUGCCUUUCUGGCGACUGACUAUCCUGCAAGAUGCUGUUGAAGAAAAGGGGUGUGGUUUCACCGCAUCCUUUGUCUUUCAUCAUAGUCUUGGCGAUGGCGCAACGGGAGUCAUAUUCCACCAAUCGUUCCACCAGGCACUUGAGAGUGCUCUCAUGCUACCGUCUCUGGAACCAAACAGCUCGACAAUACGGGUGUCUGAAAGUUCGACUCUUCUGCCGCCACUAUAA